Messenger RNA from Saccoglossus kowalevskii, 1246 nucleotides. RefSeq names its product mitochondrial tRNA-specific 2-thiouridylase 1-like. NCBI's taxonomy places the organism in Eukaryota, Metazoa, Hemichordata, Enteropneusta, Harrimaniidae. Gene Ontology annotation, molecular function: sulfurtransferase activity. Gene Ontology annotation, cellular component: mitochondrion. The record is from RefSeq and is a predicted model, not a curated record. Gene Ontology annotation, biological process: tRNA wobble position uridine thiolation.
AUGGCAGGGAGGCUUUUGAAACACCACAUUGUGUGUGGCAUGUCUGGUGGAGUUGACAGCAGUGUUGCGGCAUUGUUACUGAAGAGACAAGGAUUCCGGGUAACUGGUUUAUUUAUGAAAAAUUGGGAUUCCCUGGAUGAGAGUGGAAUAUGUUCCACUGAAGGAGACUACAAUGAUGCACAAUUUGUCUGUGACAAGUUGGAUAUCCCUCUUCAUCAAGUCAGUUUCGUGAAAGAAUAUUGGCACGAUGUAUUUUCAAAUUUCUUAAAAGAGUAUGAAAAUGGAACAACGCCAAAUCCAGAUAUACUGUGCAACAAACUCAUUAAAUUUGAUAAAUUUCUAAAUUAUGCAAUGAAAAAUUUUGAUGCACAUGCCUUAGCCACUGGUCAUUAUGCACGAACAAGUGGUGGUUAUUCCGUUUUGACGAAUCCGGAGUCUGUGAAAAAGAAUGGGAUUGCACUUCUGAAGGGGCUUGAUGCGAACAAGGAUCAGACAUUUUUCUUAUCACAGAUAUCCCAGAAUGCAUUGCAGAAAACUAUUUUCCCACUAGGUGAACUGAUGAAGAAAGAAGUCAAGGAAAUUGCCCUCCGUGCUGGGUUUGAGAGAAUUGUGAAAAAGAAGGAGAGUAUGGGAAUCUGUUUCAUUGGAACUCGUAAAUUCCAAAGUUUUAUACAGGAAUAUUUGGAGACUGCUUCCGGGAAUUUUGUGUCUGUUGAAGAUGGAACAAUCAUGGGGGAUCACAAAGGGUGCCACUUGUAUACAGUGGGUCAAAGGUCAAAUAUUGGUGGACAAAGUCAGGCAUGGUUUAUAUGUCAUAAAGACAGCACAACGCAAACAAUCUAUGUUGCGCCAGGUAGUCACCAUCCAGCAUUAUUUUAUCAAACGAUGAUCACAGAGCCACUUUAUUGGAUUCGUCAAAGUCCUCCGAAAUUAUUGGAAAAAAAGAUGUUUGAAUGCGAUUUCCGCUUCCAGCAUGUGAAUGUGCAUCCCUUAGUGCGAUGUACAGUGACUGUGAAUGAUAAACAGCAAGGUAUCAUAUCUCUACAACAGCCACUGAGGGCGCUAACUGCUGGACAGUUUGCUGUCUUGUAUGACGAGGAUGAAUGCCUUGGUGGUGCUAGAAUCAUGAAAACAGGACCAUCACUUUAUGAGCUCAGUAAAAUGUGCUCAUGAAAUCUGGAAAAGGGUGGUGGGUUGGGUCACAUUUUUUCAAUAUCUUUUGGGGGCAGACAACAGGCAUUUUCAG